AUGGAGGCGAGCGCGGGCGGCGGCGGCGGCGGGGCGCGCAUCAAGCAGGAGCCAGGGGGGGCUGCAGAGCCUGCUGACCGCGAACAGUCCUUUGUAAAACUGGUGAAAAUCAAAACUAAGGCCCACUUUACCCACGCCGUUGCUGCCAUAACUGUUAAAGGCCCGUCUCCAUAUCGCGCGGCAAGCUAUCGAACAUUGGGUCGCGCGGCCGCCGCGCGCAAUGGAUACCGGGCCGCCGUGCGCCAACUCGAUCAUUGGCGCGCGAGCCACGCGCCGCGCAUAGAACCAUUCAUUGUCGGUAUUUCGACGCGCGGCAAAGGAAUGUUCGCGCGCAGUUGGGAUGGGUGCUCCACGUCACAGCAUCUCGUUGAUUAUAUAAUGCAUUAUGUUUUAGUAACUGUUAAGGAGGAAGCAGAAUUCGUGGAUGAAGACGGGUGCGGCGUGAGCGAGGCAGCCAUGCUGGCCGGCCUGUACGACGAGCACGUGGUCAAGGAGGAGCUCGUGCUGGGGCCGGAGUGCCCGCACCGCCCCAUAGUCGCGUCCGCUCUCGUCUCCUCCGCUGUGGAGUCCGGCCCCGAGGGGCGACCCAAUGUCAUCACCAUCUAUCACUGUCACCGAUGCGGCAAACGGUACAGGAACAGGCCGGCGAAGGAGGAACAAGGAGUGCGCAACUUACGCACUGACGAGAUGAUACACACUCGUGAUGACCUCUUUAAAUGUAACUACUGUGAUUACAAGUGUAAAGAGAAAACACUCUUACAGCCUCACCAGAUGACUCACACCGGUGUCAAGCCUUUUAUAUGUAAACACUGUGUCUGCAAGGGCAAUGCGGUAUCAAAUCACACCGAGGUCAAGCCGAUUCACUGCAGCGACUGUGACUACAAGUGCAAAAUACCAGCAGAACUACGACGUCAUCAAAUGACACACACGGGUGAAAAGCCUUUUCAGUGUAGGUACUGUGACUACAGGUGCCGCCACAGAGGACACUUACGAUCUCACGAGAUGAUACACACCGGUGACAAGCCCUAUAAAUGUAAAAACUGUGAUUACAAGUGCACGAAGACAACCGAUUUACGGAGACACCAGAUGAAACACACCGGGGAAAGGCCUUUCGACUGUAGGAACUGCGACUCCAAGUUCACAAGCAAACGAAAUCUACGACGUCAUCAAUCGGUACACACGGGUGAAAACACCUUCCAGUGUAGGUACUGCGACUACAGGUGCCGGCACAGAGGACACUUCCGAUUACACGAGAUGAAACACACCGGGGACGAAACAAACCCUUGACAUGUAACUAACUACUGUGAUUACAAGUGCACGACUCCCCGCGCCCGCCGCCGCGCCGCUCACA
Molecule: messenger RNA, 1351 nt
Organism: Cydia splendana
Lineage: Eukaryota; Metazoa; Arthropoda; Insecta; Lepidoptera; Tortricidae
Product: zinc finger protein 888-like
Exons: 4
Coding region: 1-1287 (428 amino acids)
Biological process (GO): regulation of transcription by RNA polymerase II
Cellular component (GO): nucleoplasm
Molecular function (GO): DNA-binding transcription repressor activity, RNA polymerase II-specific; RNA polymerase II cis-regulatory region sequence-specific DNA binding
Source: RefSeq, a predicted model, not a curated record